GUUCCAUCUGUUCUUCUUUAUGCGCUACUCCCGAAUGCUAGAAGAGUCCUCGUUUGCAAAUAAACGGGCCGAUUACUUUUGGCUACUGUUCCAAUCGUCCGCUUUGCUCCUUCUUGUAUCCCCCCUUUUCACGCUUCCUUUCCUUUCUGCUCCAUUGGCAUUCGUUCCGAUAUACUUUUGGUCACGAAGACAUCCAUCCACACAAAUAUCUUUAUUUGGGCUUGUGACGAUAACUGCGCCAUAUCUGCCACUGGCACUGGUUGCGUUCAGUUGGAUUAUCAAUGGGACGUGGACGGCUGCUGCUGGGGAUCUUCUUGGAUGUGCUGUUGGCCAUUUAUGUUGGUUCGUUCGGGAUGUUUGGAGUAGGGAGGCAAUUGGAGGAGUCAGUUUCAUUAGCAAGGCGCCGGAGCCGUUGUGAGUCCAUUUUCUUCAGAGCCUAUAGCUUCUUGCUGAUGCGGGCGACGUGCAGACGAAGACUGUUUGGUGAUCCAUAGGUUUAUUUAGUCCGACAGACGCUUGUACAAUGUCAGAAUAUUGUCAUUAAGAGUUUCCUUGAUUUUCCUACGCUGAGAUUGCAUGCCUUUCGG
Cantharellus anzutake is the source of this 587-nucleotide messenger RNA. Its product is annotated as Derlin. The transcript has 2 exons. Gene Ontology annotation, biological process: endoplasmic reticulum unfolded protein response. Bases 20 to 418 code for a protein of 132 amino acids. Gene Ontology annotation, molecular function: misfolded protein binding; ubiquitin-specific protease binding. Lineage: Eukaryota; Fungi; Basidiomycota; Agaricomycetes; Cantharellales; Hydnaceae. The record is from RefSeq and is a predicted model, not a curated record. Gene Ontology annotation, cellular component: endoplasmic reticulum membrane; Hrd1p ubiquitin ligase ERAD-L complex.